AAAAAAACAUUUUAAAAACUGAGAUUUGAAAACACCACUUUUGCAAAAUAAACAAACAAAACCAAGCGAAUGCGUAACCGUCUGCUCAUACCAGCACAGUCCAAGCAAGUGUUAGCAAGUGGAAAACGAAAAGUCCACUGAAGAUGCCUAACACGGUAUUAUCCGUUUGUUUCAUCACAGUUUACAUGACAUAAACAUAAACAAUACAUAAAGAUCUAAGCAGUGUCUAAAUACAAAAUACUCUGGAAAAGACACAGCCAUGUAAGCAUCAUCUAUGCAGAAACACCUAAACACCAUCAUAACAAAAACAUCUAAGGACCCUGUCAACACAAAAACUUCAAUCUACUCACAAACAUCUAAACACCAUCCCUGCGCAAAUAUAUCUCUUUAUGCAAAAAUCCAAACACAGACUGAACAAAAAUAAGCAGGAUUAAGAGGAAACUGCACAGGGGUAGGAGUUGGCUAUUAAUGUGUCAAUAUGUUUAGCUGAGAAGCAUGCAAGAUAAUAAUCACUUCCGCUAGUCUCUGCUGCAACAAAAUUAUUUAUAAUGGUACACGGCCAUUUUGUUCGCAGAAGACGUUUUACUUCCUUUCUUCUUUUGGAAGAUUACUAGCAAACCUUUUUGCAGCAGACGACCACUGUAGAAGUCAAAAUGACUGGUAGAAGUAGUGAAAUCUGUUUACAGACCUUCAUCAACUUCGUUGCAACAGACGAGCUUUACAAAGUCUCUGUCCAGUCGUGGGAGGACAACACUGCGAUUUUUGUUGUAACGUAACAGAAAAAGCUUAACCAAUGGAAGAAAUAACAUUCAUGAGUACCGAGGUCUUCUGGAAUUCGACGAAACUAAAUGCAUUACAAGAAUUGAACUGGACACAAGAGAAGAUAAACGAAUAUCUAGAAAAGCUUAAUAAUGAAACAUUCAUAAAAUUACUUCCCAUUUUUGUCUUCUUUAUCACAAUAAACUUGGGUGGUGUCUUUGGUAACCUCCUCGUCUUCUUCGUCUACCUCAAACAGUUCAAAGCCAGCGCCACUCGGGUGUUCGUGCUGGCCAUGGCUAUUUGCGACCUCCUCACCAAUAUUUUUAUACUGCCGUGGUUGAUUCAGGAUAUAAGAUACAGCUACACGAGCAAGACUCAUUUCUGCAAAGCAAAAUAUGCUUUUGGCACAUUUUCGGUAACCAUGUCCUACCUGAUCCUCGUAUGUGUUGCCUUUGAUCGUCGCCGUCGUAUCUGCCAUCCUCUGAGAAGACAACUGAGCUCGCGACAAGCGACUUACCUGCUGAUUGCUUCUUUUAUGUUUGCGUCUGCCAUCGUAUUCCCUUUCAUUCCGAUGUAUUCAGUAAUUCCUUUAGACACAGACCUUAACGGAAUAACAGGAACAACAUGUGGUAUUCCGACUUUAACAUCUUCGAAAAUGUUUGUUAAGCAGGUGCUCGGAACUCUCCUGAUUAUCACCUUUGCCACUGGACUUAUUGUAAUGACAACCUGCUAUACUCAGAUUUCGUACAGGAUUUACCAGCAGAAAAAGAAGCUCUUACUUGCUGUAAGAAUAAAUGUUACUGCUGUCUUGGAAACGAAAACGCUCCCUGCAACGGACGUAGAACAGAAAGAUGGAAACAUGUAUAAACAAUCUUCUGUCAUGCUUCGAAAUGAGAUUACAAUGCUCCCUACCACGGAGAAUGUAAAUUUGUCAAAGACAACCUCAUCCGACACAAAAACAUUUAUGUCUUCAACUACAUCUACAGACAACAAUGAUCAAGGUGAUGAAGGUGGACAGACGAGAUCGCAUCUGAGUGCAAAAAGGCCAGAACACAGUCACCGGAAGACGACGAUGUUAUCCAAAACGACAUUAAUGAUGUUAGUGUUGACCACCGCUACCAUUGUCUUCUUGUUGCCUUAUUGCGUCCUAACAUUAGCAAACGUCCAGUUUGUAGACGUUGACCUGUCCUCGUGGAAGAUGAACAUCUACUUCUUGCUACGAUGUUUUCCUACUGUCAACAGUGUCCUCAACCCCUUCGUCUACAGCUUUUGUAAUCCAAAGUUUCGCCGAGAGUCUUGGUGUUUGCUGAUGAAUAUGUGCAACACUUUCUCAUCAAGGCUGUGCCACCCGGUACAGUCUUUUGGGGUGGCUGGAGAGGAGAUCGGCACCGCUAAGCCCCAUGACAGUUCCAUACUUUUUAACCUGUUAAUAAAAUGUAACCAAUAUAGCAUAAUUACCUUGUAUAUAUAUAUAUCUGGAAAUAUACGUCUGUGCUAUGAUUCUGUUUGCUCGCGUUGGUGUUCUAAUACCUCUGUUAAUUAAUGACACUCUCCAAUCAUACUAUU
This is a messenger RNA of Pomacea canaliculata, 2325 nucleotides long. Its product is annotated as orexin receptor type 2-like. The coding region runs from base 794 to 2302 and encodes 502 amino acids. Lineage: Eukaryota; Metazoa; Mollusca; Gastropoda; Architaenioglossa; Ampullariidae. The record is from RefSeq and is a predicted model, not a curated record. Gene Ontology annotation, molecular function: peptide binding; neuropeptide receptor activity. The transcript has 3 exons. Gene Ontology annotation, cellular component: membrane. Gene Ontology annotation, biological process: neuropeptide signaling pathway.